Paecilomyces variotii is the source of this 2072-nucleotide messenger RNA. RefSeq lists its product as hypothetical. NCBI's taxonomy places the organism in Eukaryota, Fungi, Ascomycota, Eurotiomycetes, Eurotiales, Thermoascaceae. The record is from RefSeq and is a predicted model, not a curated record. Bases 1 to 2064 code for a protein of 687 amino acids. The transcript has 3 exons.
AUGCAAACUAACCGCCAAAGCUUCCGCAACUUCCCUGCCGUUCCUGGCCAUCUUCUCCCUGGGGGAGGGACAAAUCCCACUGACGCUGCUCUCCUUCUCACAGGCAUUUUCUUGCCCUCUACACCUCCAAUGCCUCCCAAUCUGGGCGGCCCUCUCCGGAGGAACCUGUCGCGUCUCACGACCGACGGGGCUGUUUUCUACUGUCCGUCCUGCGCAACCUGGCGACGGACUCUGUCGACCACAGCCGCGACGCGCGCCGUCACUCGACGAGAUGCCACUUCCUCACCAUCUUAUUCCAUAUAUCGCCGUCCGGCCUCGACCCUAGCGACAUCUUCAGCUAUCAAUGCAAGCAAGAAUGUGCCCCCGCAGUACAAGGAUCUGUAUGAUGCGCUGGAUGAAGUGAGGGAAGCCGCUGCGGAGCAGGUCAAUCUAAGUCGAUUGCAACUUGCGCAGAGGGGGUUGGAGUCGGAGACGCCGGUCAUUCGGAUUGCAGUGCUCGGUCUCAAUGAUGCGGUUGCGACGCGCAGGCUGGUCCGAUUGCUCCUUGCAGACCCGUUGAAACCGAGAGAAGAAUGGGAGGAUUUCUUAGAAUCUUACGAGGCGGAUACUUCGAGAGGUCUACUCAUACGAUACGGAGAGGAGUCAGAAACACUCCCUAACGAUUUAGUACCUACCAUUUCCGUGCCAUCGAGGAUCUUACAGAAGGGGAAUAUUGAGAUUCUAGUUAGCAGUUUGGGAGCGAGUGCAGAGCCGACUGGGGUUGUCACGGCGGAUACAUUCCUUGUUCCGACGGUUACGAUUCGUACCUCGCACAGCGGUCGACACAAUUUCGUCCGAUAUCCAGUACACAGGAGUCUUCUGUGUGGACGAGGUGUUGACGGUUUCUUCGCUUACAGCAGACUCAUUUCUCGGUCUGUUCUGGGGAAGGAGGAGGACUCUGUCCAUGCAGCAGUGGAUCUGUCAGUCAAGGACAAUGAAGCGAGGGGUAGCAGAUUUUCGUUUGUGGACAUCGACCAGGCCGAGAAGGCCCUUGAGAAGUUCCGUGAAUCGGUCCAGAAUGCCACUGAGUACGAGCGUGGAUGGAACGCAAGCGGAGUUCAGCCGCUGGUAGAUUGGCUCGCCUUAACGCAGAUGAGCGAGAAACUGGAUCCAUCGCUGCGGACCCUCAUUGAGUCGUUGCUCGAUGCUGCUGAGGAGGGAGUAAAAGCUAAAGAAGCCGCAAGAGCCCGACGGGAAGAACUGCAAACCGGUCCUGAUGAUGAGGUACGGGACCAGCUCGACCGUGCCGUCUCGAUCUGGGCGGAGAGAGCACACACUGAGCUGCGUGACGCUCUUGGAGAGGGUUUCGCCAGCAAGCGUUGGCGCGGACUCUCCUGGUGGAAGCUCUUCUGGCGUGUCGACGAUGUCGGCAUGAUCACGACCGAUAUCCUUGAGAAGAAGUACCUCCCCCAGGCCGAGAAAGAGGUCAUCUGGACGGCAGGCAAGCUUCAACAGGCGGGGCUUCUUGACGAACCUCAUAGCAACCUGGAAGAUCUACCCCUCGAGAGUGUUUCAGAGGGCCCUGAGACAGGCGAAACCGUCGUUGCGGAACAGGGACAGGAACCCGUCCCGGUCCCUGAAACUGCCACUACACCCCCUUGGCCAACACUGAUCACAACCAGCCGCAUGCAACUUCUCGACACUACCGUCCCAUCCCUCCAGGCUCUGGCCCAGCGCCUCGUCCUCUUCAGCGUUUCCACCUCGACCAUGACGUCCGCUCUCUCCGGACUGAUCUACAUCUCCACAUCAGCCACCUCUCUCUAUGAAGCCUGCACUGUCGCUGCGGUCGGGCUGAUCUACUCUCUGCGUCGCCAGCAGACGAAAUGGGAAGCGGCCCGUCACUUCUGGGAGGAGGAAGUGCGUGAGGAAGGCCGUACUGCGCUCAAGGAGACGGAGCAAUUGCUGAGGACCUUGGUUCGCGAGGGAGGAAAGCGGAUCGCGGAGGCAGACGAGGAGGAUGUCUCUCUGCAGCAGGUCAAGGCUACGAUUGAGAGAGCGAGAAAAGCUCUUGAAGAUGUAAAAUAGAUAAGGAU